AGAAGAAUAAGAAGAAGAAGAAGAAGAGGGAGGUCUGUAGGAUUCCAUCACUCUUAGCAACGGUUGUUCAGUUACCACGGUAACACUCUGCAAUAUUCCCUGCGUCUCCUUUGUCUUUCUCCAUUACUCCGCUUUUUCUUCUCUCUCUUACCCACUCCAUCCCAUCUUUAUUGCUGGCCCACCUCCUCCUGUGGUUGCCACGGCGAUGCUGUGGGUCCGCCGCAGUGCCGGAGCGCAGAGCUGAAGUGUGAGCUGGCAAAGGAAAAGGAAGUCAUCAGCUGAUCACCUUGCUUUUUUGUUGUUGCUUUUGCUUUUCCACUUUCAAGUUCUUGUGACCUUUUACUCGUCUACUUCCUUCACGGAGACAGAAGACAUCGAUUUGGGUCGACCCGGCUCGUCACGUGACAUCACAGGAAGUUGGAUGAAGUUGGAAGAACUCAAGUUCUCUGCUCUGCGAUCAGGAUUGAUGUUUUCACGACUCCGUCGCUGUGAGAGUCGCCCGGGUGCCUCACAGAGAGCCAACUCAGCUCUGUGAGCACUUCACUUCUACAAGCCCUUGACGAGAUGAAUGAGGAGGCGGAGGAUGUGCAGAUGCCUGAGCGGGUGCUGGAAGCUGUGGAGGAGGAGGAGGAGGAGGUGCAGCAACAGGAGGACAGACUGUUGGAGGAGUUAGUAAAGAAAGAAGAAGGUCAAGAUACACCAGAGGAAAAGCUGGAGGAGAAAAUGGAAACAGAGGAGAUGCAACCAGAUGAGAGAGUGCAGCAAAGAGAGGAACAGCUGGAGGAGAUGCAGGAGGAAGAAAGGCUACAACAGGAGGAGCAGGUGCAGGAGGAGGUGACGGGCACAGAGGAGCCUGCACAGGAGCAGGUGGAGGAGAAGGAGCAGCAGCAGCUGCAGGAGGAGGAGGUGCAGUGUGAGGAGAUGCCACACAGCGACAAACAGCAGUCUGAUGAACAGCAGCUGCAGGACUUUGUAGAAACUGUGGAGCAGAACCACAACAACCAGGUCCUGAUCCGACUGAGAGGAAUGCAGAAAUAUAAAAGUGCAUCACUAAGGCUGAAGGGGGUCCUGGAGCAGAUGGACCGCGGCAUCGUGGACCUACAGGAGCUCCGCAGGAACCUGGAGCUGGCCGCCGCCAUGCUGGACGCCGUGUACACGGACGAGACCAAGCGUCUGCUGGACACCGAGGACGAACUCAGCGACCUGCAGGCCGAGUCGGUGCCCAGCGAGGUUCGUGACUGGCUGGCGUGCACGUUCAGCAGGAAGAUGGGUGUGGCCAAGCGGCGUCCCGAGGAGAAGCCACGAUUCAGGAGCAUUGUGCACGCUGUGCAAGCUGGGAUAUUUGUAGAGAGGAUGUACAGACGGACGUCCAACAUGGCCGGGCUGACCUAUCCUCCCACAGCUCUGACAGCCCUGAAGGAGGUGGAUCAGUGGUCUUUUGAUGUCUUUGCCUUCCACGAGGGCACCGGAGAUCACGCCCUGAAGUUCCUGGUCUACGACCUGCUGACUCGCUAUGACCUCAUCGCCAGGUUCAGGAUCCCGGUGCAGGCCCUGGUGCAGUUUGUGGAGGCUCUGGAGAACGGUUACAGCAAACACAGGAACCCGUACCACAACCUGAUCCACGCUGCUGACGUCACUCAGACCGCACACUUCCUGAUGCUGCACACUGGACUAAUGCACUGGCUCAGCGAGCUGGAGAUCCUUGCAAUGGUUUUUGCUGCAGCGAUUCAUGACUUCGAACACACAGGAACAACCAACAACUUCCACAUCCACACCAGGUCGGAGGUGGCCAUUCUGUAUAACGACCGGUCGGUUCUGGAGAACCAUCACGUCAGUGCUGCCUACAAACUGAUGGCGGAGGAGGACAUGAACAUCCUGGUCAACCUGAACAAGGACGACUGGAGGGAGCUGAGGUCUCUGGUGAUAGAGAUGGUGAUGUCCACGGACAUGUCCUGCCACUUCCAGCAGAUCAAGACCAUGAGGAACGGCCUGACGCAGACGCACAGCGUGGACAAGGUGAAGGUUUUAUCACUCAUGCUGCACGCCGCCGACAUCAGUCAUCCGGCCAAAACCUGGCCGCUCCACUACCACUGGACCCACAGCCUGAUGGAGGAGUUCUUCAGACAGGGAGACAAAGAAGUGGAACUUGGCCUCCCGUUUUCUCCUCUCUGUGACCGUAAAGCCACUAUGAUCGCCCAGUCACAGAUCGGGUUCAUAGACUUUAUCGUGGAGCCGACUUUCAGCCUUCUGAUUGACACAACAGAGAAGGUGAUUGGCCCUUUGAUAGAGGAGGAGAAGAAGGCCAGAGAGACAGGAAACCGGAGGUCCAGCCUCACAGGAAGUGGCUCAGUCACCGUGGAUUCGGUGCAGAGACACAGCAGUGGUCUCCAUGGCAACAGUGAUGAUGGACAGAUGGACUUUUCUCUGACUGCCAUUGACCUGGCGGCUCUGAGGCUCCACCUCUGCAGCGUCAUCACCAGCAACAAGGACCGGUGGAAGGAGCUGUCUGUGGACGAGCUGGCCGAUAAGCAGAAAGCGGAUAAAGAGGGCGUGGAGGUGAACAAUGACCACGACAGCGAUCAGCCGCAGAGCUCCGAGGGCUCCCCUCCAGCUGAGACGCAUAACGACAGGUCACCUGACCACACGGCCACGCAUCAUCUGACCUGUAACGGGGCAGAGGAGGAGGAGGAGGAGGAGGAGGAGAAGGGAGACCAGGACGAUGACGAAGUGCCUGAAAAUGCCUGACGACGCACUGCGGCGAACGCCCCACCGUAUCUGACUGUGGUGAAUCACCGUGGCAACAGGCAGCGCCGUGAAGUGACAACAAGAGUUCAGACUCUUCAGUAUAAACACAGCAGCUGAAUCACUGGCCCCUCACUGGCCCCAAAGGGCCUCCAGACUUUACCUUUACCACUUUAUUGUGAUCACAGCUUGUUAGCAGCUUCUUUGCAGAAAGGCAGGAGAAAAAGGGGGGAAUAGCUGAAAACUCUCCGGAGGAAUAAAAGUUGGAGCUGUUAAAAAGCUGUCGUGGGAGUUUUGUGUCCGAGUACAUAAACAGGUGUGUUGUUUGUUAUGCAUCUCGUAUAAUGUGUGAGUUUUAGGGGGGGUUGCUGCUCUGCUCUCUUUCCCAGCUUCGAGUCUCCAAACCUUUAUGACCAAGCCCCGUGAUGUCAUCUGUGAUGUCAGAGCUGUCAAAUUUUGCAGUAAUCGAGUAGAUUGUCCCCACAUAGUAACAUUAAUGGUCUUGAUUUGUUUGUUUGGACCAGUUUUGUUGGCCUCGUUUGCAGAGGUGUCAAGUAACAAAGUACAAAUACUUUGUUACCUUACUUAAGUAGAAAUUUUGGUUAUCUAUACUUCACUGGAGUAAUUAUUUUUCAGACGACUUUUUACUUUUACUCCUUACAUUUUCACGCAAUUAUCUGUACUUUUUACUCCUUACAUUUUAAAAACAGCCUCGUUACUCUAUUUCAUUUCGGCCUUUUAAAUAAAAACUAUCCAGUUAAAUUGCGCCAUCCAGAUAGAGUGAAUUUGGUUGUGGUUGGAUGAGAAGUAUAAACAUAAUAUCAUUCCGACACCCUAUUGGUUUGUACGCGUCUGCUCUCUGAAACACAUGUUAAUGCUCAAUAGUACACAUAUAUGGUUCUUUAAUAUAUUUGCAUUAUACUAAGAUGCAUUCAUUUUCAAUGGCUUUUAGCCUUAAUGGCUUUUUCCCCCUUAAAUUACUUUUACUUUUAUACUUUAAGUAGUUUUGAAACCGGUACUUUUUUACUUUUACUUGAGUAAAAAAAAAACUUGAUACUUCAACUUCUACAGGAGUAUUUUUAAACUCUAGUAUCUAUACUUCUACCUGAGCAAUGAAUGUGAAUACUGUUGACACCUCUGCUCAUUUGGUCCAACUGUUGAUCAGAAUCUGGUAACAUUAAACCCCUGUUUCACGUUUAAACCCAACAUGUUGGGGAUCUGCAAACGCAGGGAGGGUCUGCAGUGUCUUGGGAUAUAAACUUCUCAUUCUAAUGUGACGAAGAGACCCCUUUCAGACAGUAAUCUAGUGGCAACUGAAUGUGGGAUUUUCUGUUUGUUUGUAAUAUUAGUGAGGGUAAUCUGACUAGGUCUGACCUAGUGGUGACGAUAACAACCUCCCAACGCUA
Molecule: messenger RNA, 4148 nt
Organism: Cololabis saira (Pacific saury)
Lineage: Eukaryota; Metazoa; Chordata; Actinopteri; Beloniformes; Belonidae
Gene: pde1a
Product: phosphodiesterase 1A, calmodulin-dependent
Exons: 16
Coding region: 565-2745 (726 amino acids)
Biological process (GO): signal transduction
Molecular function (GO): 3',5'-cyclic-nucleotide phosphodiesterase activity
Source: RefSeq, a predicted model, not a curated record